Microbotryum saponariae is the source of this 2132-nucleotide messenger RNA. Lineage: Eukaryota; Fungi; Basidiomycota; Microbotryomycetes; Microbotryales; Microbotryaceae. The record is from the annotation of a GenBank genome assembly.
AUGCUUGCAACGAACAAACCGGUAGCUGAUGUCGACUCCGGCCGCAAACUUGGGAGACUUCCUUCGAGUAUUGAUGGCAGUGCAGGCUGUGCUCCUGACAGGGUGUGUCUCUCUUGGCGUCCGCUGCGCCCCUGAUCGACAUCGACGAACCCGACCGACCUGUCGAGCCCGCCAUUGUACGCGCCCGCAACGUCAUCGCUUGGACGCUACCUUCUGGAAGGGUUUUGCGAUGUUUGAUCGACUCUGGAUCAGAGGUCGACUUGGUGGAUCAGGAGGUGGUGCGAGUCGACCCGAGCUUCGCAACGGCCCGUUUGACUGUACCAUUGCACUUGCGCCUCGGCACCCAGGAUAAGUCCGACCGAUGUGCUGUGUUCGCCACCGCUCCUUUUUCGUCUGGCGCCCUAGAUCUCGGUUUGCGACCAUUCUUCGUUUGCCGUGUAACGGCGUACGAUGCCAUCUUGGGGCUGCCAUUUCUUAAGGACACAGGCAUGCUCGUUGGUUGGGGCGUCUUCACCGUCGCGCGCACCGGCCCUUCGCAACCCGUCGCCCAGGAUACGCACGAAUGGGACCGAGCCGUCACCGUAGCACCUAUCUUAUCCGGUUCUGCCAUUGGCUGCAAUCACCCUGGGUUGCUUCCCGACGAUGAGAUCAUCGGCCUCGAGCCACACAACCCGCUGCUCGAUGUCGUCGACGAUCCGGCGCUCGACGAUUUCUCUGAGUCCGAAGCACGAACACGAUUGGCUGCCUUACUCGAGAAAUUUUCUGAUGUGUUCGUAGAUUCGCUACCGAUGGACCAACUCCCACCGUACCGGCCAGUCAACCACGAGAUCCCGUUGAUCGAUCCCACCGAAAAGGUCAAACCCCGGGUAUACCCCCUUGCCGACAAAUAUCGCAGCCAGUGGGCGGAACACUCAGCUAAGUACACUCGUGGUCGAUUCUGGGUUUCGGGUCCGAUCGAUUCUGCGGCUCCGGUCUUUGCCAUUCCGAAGAAGAACUCCCAGACGGCUCGUUUCGUGAUUGACCUCCGCGCGCGCAACAGCAACACCGUCAAGCGUUUUUCGCCCAUCCCGGACAUGACCAAUGUUCGAUACGAGGUGGCUCGAUCGCGUUAUCGCUCUAAAUUCGACGUGGCCGCGGCAUUUGAGCAGGUUCGGGUCAUACCGGAGCACGUCGAUCGCACCGGCUUCGCAACGGUGACGGGCACGUACACGUCGCGGGUCAUGCAGUUUGGUGACACCAAUGCGCCCAAUACCCUCAACCUCUUGACCUCGGCGAUGUUCCAGCCGUGUCUCCCGUUCGCCAAGAUCUUUUUCGACGAUGUCCACGUCCAUUCCGAUACCCGUCGUGCGCACUUGAGACACAUCAAGAUCCUGCUGAUGACAUUGAGACAUUACCGGUUCUACUUAGGAUCCAAGAAGUCCGAGUGGUUCUCAAAGUCGUUGGACUCCUUGGGCACCAUCAUUUCCGACGUCGGCAUCGAAGUCGACCCCGCCAAGUGGGUGCGUAUCCGUCAGUGGCCGAUCCCUUGCAACAAGACCGAUGUCCAGCGCUUCCUCGGCACCGUCAACUGGAUGCGAGAUCACCUACCGCACCUCUCAAAGAUUUUGGAGCCGAUCACCGCGUUAAUGGCGCAAGCGACGUCAUGGCGUUGGAACGAGCGAGAACAGCAGGCUUUCGAUACCGUCAAGUCCCUUGUGCCCGCCAUCCUACGACCGAUCGAUGGCGCCAAGGUUACCUCGGGCGAGCACAAGAUGUACCUCUUCACGGAUGCCAGUCGGGUUGGCAUUGGCGCUUGUUUGGCGUCCGGGCCCAACCGUUCGCAGGCCGUUCCAACGCGAUUCUUUUCCGCUAAGUUCAACGGUGCUCAGCUCAACUAUCAUGUCACUGAUAAAGAGUUCUUGGCUGUCGUCUCGGCGUGUCGGGCGUUCGAGCAGCACUUGAUCGGUUACCCCUUCGUCAUCGUCACCGACCAUCAGGCCCUUCGCACGAUAAAAACCCAAAAACUGCGCCAAACGCCUCGGCACAUCCGCAUGUGUCUCGAACUCAGCCGUUUCGACUUCGAAUUUGAAUUCAUUGCUGGCAAGAACAACACCCUGGCCGAUUCGUUGUCGCGUCUGUGGGAGGUCAAGUGA